Messenger RNA from Sorex fumeus (smoky shrew), 776 nucleotides. It is a transcript of the gene YJEFN3, whose product is annotated as YjeF N-terminal domain containing 3. Gene Ontology annotation, cellular component: mitochondrion. The record is from RefSeq and is a predicted model, not a curated record. Gene Ontology annotation, molecular function: NAD(P)HX epimerase activity. The transcript has 6 exons. Bases 1 to 741 code for a protein of 246 amino acids. Lineage: Eukaryota; Metazoa; Chordata; Mammalia; Eulipotyphla; Soricidae.
AUGAGCGGCGCCGACUCAGCAGAGGCACCCGAGGAGCAGCGCUUCCUCAGCACAGCGGAGGCGGCCGCCUUGGAGCGGGAGUUGCUGGAGGAUUAUCGUUUCGGGCGGCAGCAGUUGGCGGAGCUGUGUGGACAUGCCAGUGCGGUGGCAGUGACCAAGGUCUUCCCCCUGCCCGCACUUUCCCGGAAGCAGAGGACGGUGCUGGUGGUGUGCGGCCCCGAGCACAACGGGGCGGUGGGGCUGGUCUGCGCCCGGCAUCUGCGCAUGUUCGAGUAUGAACCCACCAUCUUCUACCCCACGCGUUCUCUGGAGCCACUGCACCGCGACCUGACCACCCAGUGCGAGAAGAUGGACAUCCCCUUCCUGUCCUACCUGCCCACCGAGGUCCAGCUCAUCAACAACGCCUACGGGCUAGUCGUGGACGCUGUGCUGGGCCCCGGCGUGGAACCCAGUGAGGUGGGGGGCCCCUGCACGCGGGCACUGGCCACGCUCAAGCUCCUGUCCAUCCCCCUCGUCAGCCUGGACAUCCCCUCAGGCUGGGACGCGGAGACGGGCGGCGACGCGGAGGACGGGCUCCGGCCCGACGUGCUGGUGUCACUGGCGGCGCCCAAGCGCUGCGCAGGCCGCUUCUCCGGGCGCCACCACUUCGUGGCCGGCCGCUUCGUGCCCGACGACGUGCGCCGCAAGUUCGCGCUGCGCCUGCCCGGCUACUCGGGCACCGACUGCGUGGCCGCGCUGUGACCGCCCGCGACAAUAAACGCCAAGUCCCGCCUCGG